This is a messenger RNA of Kwoniella shivajii, 1443 nucleotides long. RefSeq lists its product as uncharacterized. The coding region runs from base 1 to 1443 and encodes 480 amino acids. The transcript is spliced from 8 exons. Gene Ontology annotation, cellular component: cytosol. The record is from RefSeq and is a predicted model, not a curated record. NCBI's taxonomy places the organism in Eukaryota, Fungi, Basidiomycota, Tremellomycetes, Tremellales, Cryptococcaceae. Gene Ontology annotation, biological process: guanine metabolic process. Gene Ontology annotation, molecular function: guanine deaminase activity; zinc ion binding.
AUGACUCUGAAGCAAGAUAGGUUAUUCGUAGGCAAUUUUGUGGAUACUCCUUCCCCUGGUAAACUGAGAAUCAGGAAAGAGCAUCUGUUAGUUGUAUCAGGGGAGGGUUUCAUCUCACAUAUCGAUUCCAUUCAUUCAGAAGCAUCUCAACUUGUGCUCGCUUCAGCUUCUUCUGCUUCUUCUUCUGAUUUGGGUAGUAUAACAGAAUUGGGAAAUCAUUCAUUCCUCUUACCUACAUUCACAGAUCUACACCUUCAUGCACCUCAAUAUCUCUACUAUGGAACAGGCCUAGAUCUUCCCUUAUUAGAAUGGUUGGAAAGAUACGCUUAUAGGGCAGAAGAGAGGAUAGAUAGUGAUGAGAAACUAGCUGAGAAAGUCUAUGAGAAACUGGUGGGGAGAUUGUUGGAUGCUGGAACGGGUUGUGUGAGCUUUUUUGGCAGUAUCGCUGUUAGAUCAAACCUUAUACUAGCUCGGAAAAUGCAGGAAGCUGGAUUGAGAGGAUUUAUAGGUAAACUAUCUAUGGAUCAAUCUCCUCGGCCAACGUAUGGCGAAUCAUCAGCGAGUUCAUCGUUAUCAUCCUUAACCCAGUUCCUAGAUUCACUUUCAGAAUAUCUGUCAUCUUUCGAGAGUCAUGAAAGAUUAGUUCAACCUAUAAUCACACCUCGUUUCAUACCCGUUUGUUCGGAUGAACUACUGGUUUCCCUCCAGAAAUUAGGGGAAGAACGAGGUGUUAGAGUUCAAAGUCAUAUGUGUGAAGGAAGAGAUCAAAUGGAUAUGGUAUUAAAGGGACGAGGUAAAAGGGAUCAGGAUUUAUGGGAUGAACUCGGAUUCCUCGGUCCUAAAACCCUACAAGCUCACGUAACGUAUCUUGACGAAGAGAUGAUUCCCUUGGUGAAAGAUAGACAAAUCACAAUGGCUCAUUGUCCUCUGUCCAAUGCAUAUCUAUCCGAGAAACAAUUCCCAUUACGAGAGGCGAUUGAUGCUUCUCUUUCCGUCGGAUUAGGGACCGAUAUCGCAGGCGGAUAUUCACCUUCUAUCCAAGUCCAAAUGAGACAAGCUGUAAUCAUCUCACGUAUGAGAGAAGGUGCCAGAUGUGAAGCUAUGAAUUGUAGUUUUGCACAAGUUUCAGAGAAAGAAGGUAAUGCCAGUAAAAAUCUCAAAGUCGAUUGGACAGAAGCGUUAUAUCUCGCCACCAGAGGCGGUAAAAAAGGUAUGGGAUUAGGUGGAGCAUUCGAAGUGGGAAUGGAAUUCGAUGCUCAACUGAUCGAAUUAGCAAAUAAGGAGAACCCAACUGGUACAGGACCAUUGGACCUCUUCGAUCUUGAAUCGGAAGGUAAGCAAUUGACAGAUGAAUCAUGGAAAGAAAAUAUAGAGAGAUGGUGGUGCAAUGGUGAUGAUAGAAAUAGAAAAGGAAUGUGGAUACAAGGUAGGAAAGUACGAUAG